AUGGACAUUUGGUUUACCGUUCUCAAUUCAAGACUCGAGAGUUCUGAGUUCGAGUUCGAAAAGGACUUCAUUGGAGGAAAAAUUAUUAUUAAAGUAAUUUUUUCCUCCCUUUACAAGGCUACUUCCCUCUGAACUUUAGAAAGACUACAUCGAAGAAGAGAGCGCCGAGUGGCUAGUUCAUGUUUACUUCAUUCCGGUUGAGUUCAGAGAGAGGCCCUUGAUAGGUGACCUGUGUAUUCGCCACGGAAAGCUGCGUCGAGAGGUUUUUCCAUGAGAUAAAAAAUAUCACUCUUAUUUUGAGGUUCGAGCGGGCUUGUGGUUCAACGAAACAUUUGUAGGCCAUGCGAUCACAAAAGAAAAAGAAGGACGUUUGCAAGUUGCAGCUAGAGUGUGUUUAAUCUUUCUAUUCGAAACUCACUUUCAUCGUAACCUGUUUCUUCGUAGAUCAGACGAAUGCUUUUUCUGACUGAUCUCAAGGAGCCAAGCAGCAGUCGCUCUUUCGUUGUUCAGGUUUUUUUUUUCGAUCUCAUAAGCGAAAAUACCUACAUUAUUAGAAUUUUGACAAUUGUCUCCGGAAGCAAGUGCUUCAUCACGUCGACGUCAUACGUCUGAAUUUGAUUGCCGGCGGUGAUUUGUUUCAAAAAUGGCGCGUCCAACAUGUUUGAAAGUCGCAUACUUUUUCCAAGAAGAAUUUAUUAGGAUGCCGGAGUUUCGACGUUUGUUGAGCCGUUGGAGCCAAAGCUUCUCGAAGCACUGUUUGAAGCGACAGCACGUUACGAUGACUUGGUCGUUUUGCGGUCAGUCCAUUUUAAAAUUUGAAAAUUUUUCGUUCUCAACGCUCAUUCUAUUAAGACAUAUCCUGGAAGAGCUGUUGACAGUAGCUAGACGAUUCCGAAUGACACGACUUAUGCGCGCCAUCGAGGAAUACUACUUAGAAUCGCCGAGUUUCAACUGGGAAGAAAAGCUGCUGAUCGCGACGCAGUACAGGAUGAGUCGUCUCUACAUACAAGUCCAGAGAAGCUUUCUGGUCGCCCCUUGGACCAAUCUGUGUCGGGUAUUUAUCUUCUAUCUUUCAAUGUUCUUCUCACUAUUUGAAUCAGCUCAUCAUUUCCUUAUGAAAAUUUCGGAAGUUUAUAGAUUCAACGUGCGCUCAUAAAUCAAAAAACUGUUGCAUCUCGCUUUGGAGACGACCCUGGAUUGGAUCUCUACUCAAACAUGCACAAAAAUAUUCGCCAGCUGAUAUUUUUAUCCGAAGAAAAUAUAUGCAUAGGUUGAAUAAAACUUUCAAUCACCUUUCCUAUGUUUCUUUUCCACUUCACGGGUUUUUUUAUUAUUAAUGAAUUUUUAUUCGUUUAAAUGUUUUGACUCACUCUGCUCAACGCGCUGAGUUCGCUCUGAUGUUUGAUGAACACAAUGUCUGUACUGAACCCCUCAUAAACGUGGACAGAUGGAUGUCGAAGUGUCAGAGGGCAUCGGGAUCCGUGCCAACUGCUCCAUUUGUUUGGCGUUGCUCACCGGCUCCGGAAGCAUUUCUGCGUUGCCUUGUGGCCACACUUUUCACUUUGUUUGUGUCAUAAAAUGGCUCGAGGUGAAUUUUUUUUGUUCCAAAAUAUUUCUAUAACAUAUAUUCUAGGCGAAAAAAGAGUGUCCCAAUUGUCGGAGGAGCGUGAACAGACAAAAAAUCAUCGAAAAAUUGUUCUUCGAAGAAAUUUUGGCGGCAAAUGUCGGUUGUUCAACUGUCGAUUUUUCAGAAAAGGUUUUCAAUUUUCGAAACUUUGGAGAAAUUUCGCAGUUCUUUCGGUUGUCUAUUUUCUGAUAGUUCAACUUUUUUAUAGUAUUAUUUAGGCUGAAGCUCUCGCUUUAGAACUGCAAAGAGAACGGGAGAAUUCGUCUGCAGCUCUGUUAAAAGUGGAGGAGCAUGAAAAGGAGAAGAAAAAGUUGCUUUCGAAGGUUUCAUUAAGGAAUCAAUUUAAUAACGAGCAUUUGUGCAGAUCACGAAGCUCGAGCUAAAAAUUUCCAAGGAAAUUCCACGCUUGAUUUCCCGGAAUCAACAACUCGAACUUAUCGCUGAUGACCGCCAAAAUCUAGAAAAAGAUUACCAUAAAACAAAGGCAUUAUUACGAGCAUCUCAUUUGUAAGUUUCACUUUUGGAGCUCUUUCUAUUCAUAUUUUGAAGUUAUAAAUUGCUCACGACGGCGACAGUGGAUGACGUAGAAGCAUCUCUUUCGAAAUACAUCAGCGCGAACGGAGACGUCGACGCAGGAAAGUUCACUGUUCUCCUGAGAAGGUGCCCAGCCGAAAUUCGCAGUUUGUACACAUUUUUGAAGACAAAUUGACGAUCUGAAGCGGAAGGCAAAGUCUACGCAACAAGAAAUUCAACAUCACGAGCAGAAGGUGCGGCGAAUUAAAAAGGAGAAGGAGGAGAAAGAGGAAAUAAUCAACGUUGGCGCUUUUCUACAUUAAUGACUUGAUAGGAUUGUGUAGGACUUGAAACGGGAGGUGCAGAGGCUUCGGGAAGACUUCAAUGCUGAAACGCCGAUGAAUAAACGGCUGAGGGCGGUCCUCGCUGAGCCGACGCCACGUCGACCUUCUCUCGGCUUCGACCGAACUUUUGGACAGCGAGAAAAAGAAAACUUCCUUCCUAAAGUUAGAACCUCUUCUCGACUAUUUCUCAGCUAAUUAUUUCUUCCUUGACCUUUUUUGAAAAAGAGCUUCUUUUUCAGAGUUUGAGUGUCAAUUCUGUCUUGAACAAUGGCAGCCAAGAAUAUGACGAAGAAGAAGAAGAAGACGUUUUUGCUGCACGGCCGUGUAGUUCCAAAAGAAAGUCGCCGAUUUCUACCGCACCCCAUGAACUAGAUGCGAUAGUCGUCGCAAAUAAAGAUGAUUCGACGUAAUUUGGGAAAAAAAAGUAUUCGUUCAACUCAAAGACUUUCAGUUUCGAUUUUUCAUUUGAUAUCUCCGUUCCGAAGGCGUUACUUGCACGCGUGUGCACUAAAAAUCAUGCUGUCACCAGCGAAUCUCAGAAAAAGUCUUCUGGUUUCCACAAAAGUACAUCCUCUUCCAACUUUCCUGCAAGGUUUACGCGCUAGAAUAUCAAAUGAGUGUCGUGAGUUGCAGACUCGCGGAUAUUCCGGAUGAAUCGACCAAGGAGCUGCGACCCGUGGCCUUGACUCAGAGAUCAGAGAGGAAGCGUGGCGGGAACAGCAAAGAGAAGAUUGUUCCGAAGAAAGUGGCCCGAAUAUCAAGUUUUUUCCCUCGACAAAAUUCAAGUAAUGAGAUUGUGUUAGAAUAAUUUUUUGAACUUGUAUAUACGUGCAAUGAACUGUUUCAUCUGCUUUUCAGUCAUUUGCAGCCUUUCGUGGUCACAAAACCGGAGGACGCCAUAAUUACUUUAUUGAUAGUCUUCUCCAUACAACUAUUCUAUCACUUUCCAUUCCGGCUGUUCCAAUGAUAGAUGUGCACUGUCAUUUGGCGGAUAAUAAAUUCAAAGAAGACGUCGACGAGGUCAUUCAACGAGCAAAAGAGGCCGGCGUUCAGGGUGUAGUAGUUGUUCCCGAGUUUGUGAAUCAGUUCAAGCGUGUCCUGGAAAUAGCCGAACGAUAUCCUCGAUUUGCGUUCUGCGCUUUUGGAGUUCAUCCAAUUCAGGUUGAAUGAUCAUUUAUUUCAAACUUUCACCUAUUAUUAAGCCUGACGGCUCCAUAAAUUCCAACAAAAAUAUCCCAAACCUGCGUUCUAAUAGCUAUCUUAAAGGCAUAGGGGCAGUAAAAAACGGUGUUUCAGUUCAAAGCGGUUAUUUAUAGAGCUUUUGAUUGCGAAUCGAACGGUGAACUUGAAAACGUACAGAAGUUCCUAGUUUUGAAGAAAAAAUUAUUCAAAGUCGGAGAGAGGAAAGUUUGAGUUCCCGCGAAAAAGGGGGUUUUGCAGUAAAGUCGCUCUAUGGACAACAGGCUCCGCCAUUUUUCGGAUUCUCGCUUUUUUCUCCGUUUCUUUCAAUUUUCAAUUUUUUCUGUUGUCACCAAAGUUCUUUUCGUCACAAAAGCUUUCGAUUCAUGUAUAAUUUGCAAACUUUGAUCGCAAAAAUGCUUCUUUGGUGAAAAAUGAUGAUUUUACAGCGGUUUCGAUUGGGAUAGCGAUUAUUUGUGUUUCCUUUAUUAUCGGUGUGUGUUUUUUGUUUGACUAAACGUUUUUUUCAGAAAAGAAACCCUUAAUUUGAAGCAGAGAGUCGGUUAUUUCUCAAAAAAUGCGAGUCUAAUGAGACGUCCGCAACAUCGCGUUCACGGCUACUGUAAACAUUUGUCCGUAUGCCGAUCCAAAGCUUUUUUCAAAAAUAAAGGCGGGAAAGUAAAAUCGCGUUUUUCUUCUAAAGUUGUCACAUCUGUAUUUUUUUUGAGUACACCAUUCGAUUCGCAAAGAAAAACUAUAUAAGAUACUGCUUUCACCUGAAACCCCAUUUUUUACUGCCCCUAUGCCUUUAAAAACGAGAUCAGUGGCGGCAGAUUGAAAACCUCGCAACUGAACCGCUUUGUCACCGCACCGGACUCGCAUUUCUCACGCACUCAAGAAGUGAAAAUGUCCAAGUAUCGCAGUAGCGCCAAGAAAAAUGCAAUUUUCUCUUUCACACCCAACUAGGCAGUUAUCUUUAGUCAGGAACUCAGGAAGCCAGCAAUAGGAUUUUCAGAAGCGCAACCGAGGUGUUCGCCUUGACGCUAUAGUCGAAGUGGAGCGGCAUCUCCAAGAACAUCAUGAUAAGGCAAUCUGCGUCGGCGAGAUCGGCCUGGACCACACCACGUCGCAAUUCAAACUCACAGCCGAUGGUUUGAAAACUCAAGAAGAAGUUUUCCGUCGUCAGAUUCGUUUGGCUUUGAAGUUCGAUCUUCCUAUGUUUGUUUAGAUCAUGCAAAUUAACCUUUCUUUUUGUUCUUCAGAAACGUUCAUUCUCGCUCCGCAGCUCGUCGAACGACUGAAGUCCUGCGAGAAGAGCGUUUUCCGGGUAAUAAGGUUGUGUUGCACGCGUACGAUGGAACCAUCGAAGACGCUCAACAAGCCGUUGCAGAUGGAGCUUUUCUUUCGGUGCCCCCUUGCUUCGCUUCUUGCGAAAAUGUCAGUGGGAACUUUUUUUUGAAAAUUUCCAGUGCACUGUCUUUCAUAUGGUAUCUGAAAAAAAAAACUGCGUCAAGGGAGUCUAUUGUAAACGAGCAUAAAAGAACUUUUUUCGAAAGUGGACACAGGGCAUAUCGAAAACUAAAUUCAAGAUUCACGCAAAAAGUUUUUUGAACUUCAUGAUGUGAUCUAGAAAACAGAAAAAAAUCUUUUGACACAAAAAAUUAGGCAACAUAUUUGUCUGAAUGCGUCUUUCAGGCCAGGCCAUUUUUUACGUUGAGGAAGUGAUCCCACUUCUACAAUAUUUGUUUCAGAAACGUGUUUGAAAAAUUUCUUUUCAAUUAGGAAAUUUCAUCUAUAGGCCAGAAAGGUGUUUGAAACGGUUCCGAUGAGUCAUAUUCUGCUCGAAACGGACUCACCUGCGCUUGGUCCUCGCAAAGGAGAGAGGAACGAGCCCGCUAACUUACGCUUUUCUGCUCAAUUCGUUUCAGAGGUAAUUCAAAACAACCAUAGUUCCAAAUAGAAGGUGCAGGGUAAUGAUUAAAAGAGUUUUUUCAGAUAAAAAAGAUCGAACUUGAAGAAGUCAUCCAGGCGACGUCCAAUAACGCCAACCGUUUACUGUGUUUCAAACAAAGUACACUAUCUGAAUGA
This is a messenger RNA of Caenorhabditis auriculariae, 5751 nucleotides long. The record is from the annotation of a GenBank genome assembly. Lineage: Eukaryota; Metazoa; Nematoda; Chromadorea; Rhabditida; Rhabditidae.